This is a messenger RNA of Phaeodactylum tricornutum CCAP 1055/1, 1417 nucleotides long. RefSeq lists its product with no specific name. NCBI's taxonomy places the organism in Eukaryota, Bacillariophyta, Bacillariophyceae, Surirellales, Neidiaceae. The coding region runs from base 122 to 1417 and encodes 431 amino acids. The record is from RefSeq and is a predicted model, not a curated record. The transcript is spliced from 2 exons.
CUUGUAGGUAUUUCACACCCAUCAUUGAUUGUCCUACACCCCCUUUGACUGUGCAUACCAGCAGUAAGCACAAAUAACAUCAGUAGAUUGAUCGCUCGAUCCGUAGCACUAGAAAGCAGUAAUGGUGUUUAUUCCCUACCAAAUCGAUCACAACGUCAAAAACACGGCGAAAACAUUGGGAUUUUCCAAAAAGCGCGUGAGCUUCAAGUUUGGUCUCGCCGAUCGCCAAUCCGUCGAUAAAGGUGAGACGGGCGUCGGCUGUCGCGGCAGCGAACACGAAGUCACCUUUUUAUGGAGUCUGAAAACGGGCAAGCGCCAAUUGUUCCUGGACGGCAAGGACAACGGAUGGACCACCGAUCGAGCGUGGCAGCAUUCCUUUACUCUACACGAUCGCAAGGACGGGGCCUUUAAGGUUCAUUUCAUCUCGCAACCCGUCAACCGCGACAUGCCCGACGUCAAGCCGUUCGAUUUGCGUCUCAACGGCGUUUCCUACUUUGCCUUUAACCAAAUUUAUCAGUUGGGGACGCCGUCCAUGACGGUGCGGGAGAGUCAUUCGCGAGGGCAUCACGAAAGUGGUAGGGACUCUCCCAUGGGAGCAGAAGAACGACGGGCCCUGGCACAGGCCAAGGUGGAAAGUAUGCGGGAUUUUCAAGCCCAGCAUGCAAGACCGCGCAUGGAUUCAGCCAACAGUGGAGCCGCCUCGGCAAUGCGAAGGGAAGAAGAAUCACUCCUUAGCUUUGACGACGAUCCCCCAGUUCAGCAAGUGGCGGCCACGCACAGUGCCAGCGCUAACAGCAUGACCAGUAGUCAAGGAAAUGGUAUGUACGCAUCCAAUAUUACGCUGGAUACGGCCAUUCAAGACCGAUCCAAUUCGUACGGGAAUAUGCAGGGCUCCUUUGGUAGCGGCGGCGGAUACAACUCAAAUCCUCCCGGAGCGGCAGCGUAUCAGUAUCAAGCUCCUCCACCGGUCAAUGUGGCGGCGGCUUCGACAACGACCUUGGCACCCUACCAAAUGCCCGGUGGUGUCGCUCCGACUCCCUAUGUUGACUCGACGGGACGUCUCGCCAUGGGUACCCAACCGCAACCGCAGGGUUACAAUUAUGCCACACCCACCAACUCCGCUGGCAACGCGUCGUUUCAGAACCAGUUUCAAUCGCCGUCCAAUCAGUCGUAUGCGAGCUACGGAUCUGCGCCGUCCUUCGCGCAACCACCACGCCAGCAGGGGGCUCCGGAUGGCUUUGCGAAUGGCCCACCAGCGAGCAGUAAUCCGUACGGCGCUCCGCCGCAGCAACAAGCCUACGGUCUACCUCCGCAGCAAUCGUACGCACCACCGCAGCAGCAACCCAAUGCGGGCAAUUAUUACGCACCUCCACCCCAACAAGGUGGAUACCCCGCUCCGUCAUACCCCGGGUACUAG